AUGGACGUUCCUGUGGGUCACUGCACAGCCCUGGCUGGUGCUGAUGGAGCUGGGCAGCUCAUGGCUUCGGAAAAUCCCACCUCCUGCCUGCAGCUCUCCUUCCUUACUGCAGAAAGCGGUCACCUAAGUGCCUUUGAGAACAAACUUUGCAAGGCUGGGAGUCGAGCGCCGGGAACUGUCGAGAUCCUCAUCAAUGAGGCAGGAAACGAGGGCGACGAAAGCUACUCACAGCCAAACCCCUCCCGGCUGCCGCCCAAGAGCGCCGAAAUGAAGGGGCGGCAGCAUCUGCCGCGCACAGCUCCCCGGCAGGGUGCGAAGCGGGGGCCCCGCGCUCUCCCUGCCGACCCUGAGGUGGCCAUGUCCGCUAACGGUCGCCGCCAACAGCCGCCUCAGGGCUCCCCCGCCCCAGACCCGCCAGCCGCGCGGGCAACCGCAUAUCGCCCUCGCGGCGACCUUGGCGGCGGCGGAGCCGGACGCUCACGGUCGCGUUUCUCUCGCCCGCAGGAGGACCCGGCGCUGCUCCGCUGGGUAUACGCCAGGACGCAAAACGUGUAUCCCACCUUCCGCCCCACGCCCAAGACGGCCUUCCUGGGCGCCGUGUACGCCCUGGGGCCCCUCCUCUUCUGGAUGUUCACCUUCAAGUACGACAGGGAUCGCAGAGAGAAGCUUUACCAGGAAGGUAAAGGCAAGCAUCCACUCAGUCUUUUCUGAGUUCCUGGAAUCAGUGCUGUAAUCCAGUGCUGCUGUUGGGACACAAAUAAAAUUAAUAAGGUGUAUGUACACUGACAUUUCUCCUUCCUAAGAAUAAAACUUAAUUACUCCUUU
Molecule: messenger RNA, 825 nt
Organism: Tinamus guttatus (white-throated tinamou)
Lineage: Eukaryota; Metazoa; Chordata; Aves; Tinamiformes; Tinamidae
Source: RefSeq, a predicted model, not a curated record